AUGGCAGAAAUCGAGACUUCUGACGUAGAGGCGGAGGAACAACACCGAGAGGAUCAAGAAAUUACUGUUGACCCUGGGAUUGAGGACACAGAUUCUGCCUAUGGGGAUGAAUUAUCUAUCUAUACUGCGUCUGUAACAUCGAGUGUUACUGACUACCAAAAAAGAUACCAUGCGUAUAAGGAGGGACGCUAUCUCCUUCCCAAUGAUGAACAGGAGAAUGAUCGCCUUGAUAUGCAUCAUGCGCUUAUCCGUGCUACGCUGAAGGAGAAGCUAUAUCUGGCUCCCAUAAGAGAUGCUCCAGGUCGAGUAAUUGAUAUCUGCACCGGAACUGGUAUCUGGGCAAUCGAGUUUGCCGAUUUGUUUCCAUCUGCUGAAGUCCUCGGAAAUGACCUCAGCCCGAUUCAACCCAAACUGGUCCCCCCAAAUGUGAAGUUUCUAAUCGAUGAUGUCGAAGAUGAAUGGGGAUACGAGAAUGAGCCGUUUGAUUUCAUUCAUGCUCGUUACCUCACUAGGGCCAUUAAAAAUAUGCCGCGACUAUUGGAACAAUGCUACUCCUGCCUUAAACCGGGAGGAUGGGUUGAAUUCCAAGAUUGGGAUGCAAUGAUGCAAUCUGCGGACGGUACAGGGAAAGGCAGCUACAUUGAGCAGUAUAUGACCAGAACGCUUGCUGCAUUUGAGAAAGCUGGCUACAUCAUACGACCAGGCAUAUUUCUAGAGAAAUGGUUGAAGGAUGCAGGAUUUGUUAAUGUCAAGGUUACCAAGUUUAUUGUCCCCCUUGGAACAUGGGCUAAGGAUAAGCAUUACAAACGACUUGGUGCAUAUAACCUUCUCCAGUUUGAGCAGACCCUGGAAGGGAGCGCGAUGGCUGCAUUAACACGCAUCGAAAACUGGACCAAGGAAGAAGUCAACUUUCUUAUCGCAAAGACAAAGAACGAUGCAAGAAACCCGAAGAUCCAUUCUGAAUUUCAUUUCUACGUUGUGUAUGGGCAGAAACCGGAGUAA
Messenger RNA from Paracoccidioides lutzii Pb01, 1002 nucleotides. RefSeq lists its product as hypothetical. The transcript is spliced from 11 exons. Bases 1 to 1002 code for a protein of 333 amino acids. The record is from RefSeq and is a predicted model, not a curated record. Gene Ontology annotation, molecular function: methyltransferase activity.